AUGAAUCGCACCGGGUACGCGAUUUUGACUCCAGCACAACGUGAAUUUUUCUACGGGCCAUCAUCGCCAUACAACAACUCCGCAACGCUCAAUUUGAUCCGUAAUGUCAGCGACAGCGAUGUGCACCGGACAGUACGCGAUACAGUGCGCGGCAUCGCUGACGGUCGAUUGCAAUUCGAAGCUAAAAACGGAGCGGUGAAAUUGGUCACAAAGCCCCAACCGCGUCACAAACGUGCCAUUGUCUUAUCCCCUAUUAGUGGCCUUUUCAUAAAUGAUCCAGUUGCCGUCAGUCAGCCUGUAAUCCUAUCACCUGUCUAUUUGUCAGCUCUCGUCUGUUCGCCUGCCAUUUUCGGAGUAGUUGUGCUCUCACCGUGGUUGUUCAUUCCGGUUGUGCUUUCUCCACGAAUAUUCUCACCUGUGGUACUUUCACCUUUUGCAUUUGUUCCGAUUAUCCUUACACCCUUGGCUUUCGUGCCGGUCAUUCUUUCUCCGGGCAUCAUGAAUCCCUUCGUGCUUUCACCUCUAGUCCUAUCUCCUUUUAUUCUUUCACCUCAAGUGAUGACUCCUUUGAUUUUAACCCCUUUUGCUCUAACGCCAUUCAUCGGCACACCUAAUGUACUAUCACCUCUUGUUCUUUCACCUUUUGUUCUUUCCCCAAUCAUUUUCUCGCCAGCUUACGUAACUGCUUUCGUGCUUUCACCUUAUGCCCUGUCUCCCGUUAUAAACUCUACAGGAGCAAUUUUCACAUCGAUCGCCUCUCCAAGUUGGUUGAGCUAG
Messenger RNA from Haemonchus placei, 777 nucleotides. Lineage: Eukaryota; Metazoa; Nematoda; Chromadorea; Rhabditida; Trichostrongylidae. The record is from the annotation of a GenBank genome assembly.